This is a messenger RNA of Macroventuria anomochaeta, 1536 nucleotides long. Its product is annotated as phosphoglycerate mutase-like protein. Gene Ontology annotation, molecular function: acid phosphatase activity. The coding region runs from base 1 to 1536 and encodes 511 amino acids. Gene Ontology annotation, cellular component: fungal-type cell wall. The record is from RefSeq and is a predicted model, not a curated record. NCBI's taxonomy places the organism in Eukaryota, Fungi, Ascomycota, Dothideomycetes, Pleosporales, Didymellaceae. The transcript has 2 exons.
AUGAACGCAGCCUACAGCCGGACUCUGGUCCUCCUUGGCGCUGUAGUGACUCUAUUCUCUCUCUAUUGGGGCUAUACCUCGAACUACCCUGCAACAUGUCCUCCUCCAGAUGCGCAGCAUGGCCACACCGGAUACUUCGCAUAUGAAUGCGCAGGUAGACCUCACCACUCGAGUUGGAGCAGCUGGUGGCACCCACAGCGUAACGAUGGUAGCAUCUUCGAGCGAGGUCAGGGUGCUGGCGCUACGACCAAGGACUGGAACAUACUGUACCACCUCGGCGGGAACGGACCUUGGGUCGAGAAGGUCAUUGAUGUUGUCGCGACUGGCAUCGCUGUUCCUGAUGGAUGUGAGGUCGAGCAGGUGCACAUGAUGGCCCGACACGCUGAGCGCUACCCGACCAAGACAGCCGGCCGCAACCAGAGAGCGGUGGUAGAGAAGAUGAAGAGGAGUGGCAUUCGCUUCACGGGAAACCUGGCGUUCUUCAACAACUGGGAGCUCUUUUGGACAGACGACGCCAUCCUUGAGCAAUUGACCAGCACAGGCCCCUUCAGCGGCCGUCUAGGAUCCUUCACAACAGGCGUCCGGCUGCGAACCCGCUACCAUCAUCUCUUCGAGAAAGCCCUCGCCCGCAAUGCAACCUCUUGCUGGGCCAGCGGCUCCAAACGGGUCAUCGAAACAGCCCGUCAUUUCGCACUCGGUUUCUUCGGCCUUGACGCACCUACGACCCUCAAAGUCAUCUCUGAGAAGAAAAGUCGCGGCGCAAACACCCUCACACCCGGCCGCACCUGUCACGCCAAUCAGCUCGACGGCCAGGAGGGCAAAGCAAAAGGCUACCACCUAAUGGGCGAGUUUCGAACCACCUACCUCCCCGCGAUCGCAGAGCGCCUAUCCUCACAAACCGGCCUCACGUUCACACCGCAAGACAUCUUCUCCAUGCAGGAAAUGUGCGGCUUCGAAACUACCGUGCGCGGACGAAGCGACUGGUGCGACGUCUUCACGCAAGACGAGUUCCUUGCCUUCGAGUACGCACGGGAUAUCUUACACUACUACCGCGCUGGGCCAGGACAAAAGUACGCUGCAGCUAUGGGCUGGCUGUGGUUGAACGCGACGACGAAUCUGAUGCUUGAGGGGCCUGCAGCGGGACCUUUGUUCUUCAGCUUUGUACAUGACGGCGAUAUCGCGCCUAUGAUCACGGCGCUAGAUGUUAUCAAUGACGAGGAACAUCUGCCAACCUCACAUAUCCAACAUGAUCGCAAGUGGCGCAAGUCUCAGGUCUCGCCUAUGGGCGGCCGCAUUAUCUUCGAGCUGUUGUCGUGUAGGGCAAGCAACGAAGGUGCUGAGGGCAAGUAUGUAAGAGUCAAUAUCAAUGACGGGAUCACGGCUCUGUCUGACUGUCAGAAUGGGCCGGGGAACAGUUGUCCACUGGAUGCAUUUGCGGCUAGAACAAAGAAAAAGGGCGAGGAUGCCGGCAAUUUCGUGGACUUGUGUGGGCUUGAGGAGGGUGCUGCGGAUAGAAUAACCUUCUUGCACCAGUGA